CUAUUAUCGACUACUUGUACUAUGCAUAUCCAAACACCACUCACGGCAUUAACGCUGCUUUCCGCAGCAGCAGGCCAACCCCAUCCACGCCGCCGCUGCACAUCCGAUGACGCCUGCUGGCCAACAGCCCAAACAUGGACUGAAUUCAACGCUACAGUCGGGGGAAGACUAAUCCGCUCUGUCCCCUCCGCUGCGGUAUGCCACGGCUCCCGAUACAACGCAGACCAGUGCGCUACGGCAAAGAGUAACUGGUUCGACGGUGCCUGGCGCUCAAACCAGACGGGCGGGUAUGCAGCGACGGUGUGGGAGAUGGGUGAGACGGGGGAAUGCUUUAUUAAUACGCCUAUUCAGGCGGAAUGUGACCAGGGAAUUGUACCGUACUACUCCGUCCGAGCAGAAAGUGUAGAGGAUAUCCAGGCCUCUGUCAGAUUCGCCAGCGAGAAGGAUUUGUAUCUGGUGACGAAGAAUACUGGGCAUGAUCAUCUCGGCCGGUCAAGCGGAAAAGGCGCGUUCUCGAUCUGGACGCAUAACAUGAAGGGCAUUGAGUGGCAUGAUUCGUUUGUUCCACUCGGGGCACCAGAUACUGACAGUAUACCCGCUGUAACGCUGCAGGCUGGAGAGCAGUGGUCUGAUGUAUAUGAGGCUGCAUCUGAGAAAGGAGUUAUUGUGGUAGGAGGCUCAGCACGCUCAGUCGGUGCAGCAGGGGGAUAUCUACUCGGCGGAGGACACUCGCCGUUUGCGCAUUAUCAUGGACUUGCCGCUGAUAAUUUAUUGGAAAUGAGCAUCGUCUCUGCGGACGGUGAGCACCUCGUUCUGAAUCGGUAUACAGACCCGGAGUAUUUCUGGGCUGUUCGCGGAGGUGGUGGCAGUUCCUGGGGGGUCGUUACAUCGGUUACCUACAAAACACACCCCGUCCCCGAGAAUCUUAUCAUGGGUUUCGUCAAGCUAAACGCCUCCAGCAACGCCAGUCUCACCAACCUCGUGGCCGAAUCGCUGAAACUGCUCCCAGACGUCACAGACGCCGGAUACAUAGGGUACGCCGAUCUCAGCGGGGGAUUUGGCGGGUUCUUCAUGAAGCCGAACAGCACUGUUGCAGCGUUCAAUGAGACAUUCGCGGGGUUCUUUAAUCUAUCUACCCUCCCGGGUGUAAAGGGUAUGGUUGGGGCGUAUCCGUCAGACUGGAAUGGGUAUCGACAGACGAUACUGACGGAUCCGCAUAUUGGGACGAAUGUCCAGGAUACCUCAAGGCUAUUGACGGCAGAUGUUCUCCAGGAGAAGGCGGAUGAUCUGGCGAGGUUCCUCGUGAAGAAUGGAGGAGGGGGGUUCAAUUUUAUUGGCAAAGUGAACGACGACGAACGGGAUAAUACGGCGGUGCAUGAUAUCUGGAAGAAGAGCCACGCCUUGCUGAGUAUCUCUGUUGACUGGGCCGAUAAUGCCACCCAGGCUGAGAAGCACAAGAAGAGACUUCAUGCAGUGCAUUUGAGCGAGGGUUUCUCAAAGAUUGUUGGAUCUGACGAUGGGACAUACAUAAAUGAAGCCAAUCCGUAUGAGCCGAACUGGGAGAGGGUGUUCUGGGGGGAUAAGUAUGAGAGACUGCUCGAUAUUAAACGGCGAGUUGAUCCUACAAGCCUGUUUAUAUGCAAUCGGUGUAUCGGAGGAGAGCUGGUCUUGCAGGCAUAGUCUUAGUUAUUCUGUUAAAGUAUACCACUGAAGUAUCACUGUCUAAGCCAAAAAGCUGAAAUACUCAUCCACCCACCGCGCAGCCUCAACCCCCUGGCUCACAUCCCAAUUCUGUACAGCCCCAAUAUACCCAUCUGGCCGUACAAUGACCGUCGCAGGUCUUGACAUCCCAACCCACUUCUCAAUACACCCGUCCACAU
Aspergillus versicolor CBS 583.65 is the source of this 1880-nucleotide messenger RNA. RefSeq names its product FAD/FMN-containing protein. Lineage: Eukaryota; Fungi; Ascomycota; Eurotiomycetes; Eurotiales; Aspergillaceae. Bases 22 to 1680 code for a protein of 552 amino acids. The record is from RefSeq and is a predicted model, not a curated record. Gene Ontology annotation, molecular function: FAD binding; oxidoreductase activity. The transcript is spliced from 8 exons.